Messenger RNA from Syzygium oleosum, 1421 nucleotides. Its product is annotated as translation machinery-associated protein 22. The record is from RefSeq and is a predicted model, not a curated record. Lineage: Eukaryota; Viridiplantae; Streptophyta; Magnoliopsida; Myrtales; Myrtaceae. Gene Ontology annotation, molecular function: mRNA binding; translation initiation factor activity. Gene Ontology annotation, biological process: formation of translation preinitiation complex; translation reinitiation. The transcript is spliced from 7 exons. Bases 213 to 818 code for a protein of 201 amino acids.
UCCUAGGACGACAAGCACCAGAAGUGGUUUUGCAGCAUCAGGCGCAACAUAGUUGUCGCCAAAAAAUUCGAACUUUAUACGCUGACAACGAAACCCACCUCUCUCUCUCUCUCUCCUCGCUCCUUCCUUCUUCGUCGAUCGGUUCUUCCCCAGUCUCUCUCAUCGCAAACCCCACGAGCAGCUGAGCUCGUGAUCUGCUGCGACCCCAGCAAAUGGCGGAGAAACCCCAGCCCGUCAAAGUCCCGUACUGCGCCGCCUGCUCUAUGCCCGCCGAGUACUGCGAAUUCGCCCCCGAUUUCGAGAAAUGCAAGCCCUGGCUCCUCCAGAACGCCCCCGAGCUCUACCCAGAUCUUCUCAAAGAGGCUGAUGAGAAGGAGGCUGAUAAGGUGUCUGAGCAGCUCCAGUCAGUCGGAAUCUCCUCUAGCGGCAGUAGAGACGGCGCCGCUUCCACCGCCCCUCGCGGGGAUUCUUCUUCGAAUAAGCCAGAAGAAGUGAAACGUCUACCUGGCGGAAAAGUUAAGAAGAAGGAUAAGCAAGAAGUUGUGAUCGAAAAGGUCAUACGUAACAAGCGCAAAUGUAUCACUGUUGUCAAAGGACUUGAGCUAUUUGGCAUUAAACUCAGUGAUGCUUCAAAAAAGCUAGGAAAGAAGUUUGCAACCGGAGCAUCAGUUGUCAAGGGACCGACUGACAAGGAGCAAAUUGAUGUUCAAGGAGACAUAUCCCUUGAUAUUGUGGAGUUCCUCACAGAAACCUGGCCUGAUGUGCCUGAGGCUGCUAUAUACUUCAUUGAAGAUGGAAAAAAGGUCCCAGUGGUUUGAGUUGAAGUUGUUCCCUGAGUGAUCUGGUUGGUUUCGUGACAUAAACACAAGCUGGAGAACCGCUGUGCUUGUGAUUGGAGCACCUUAUGUUGAGCGGCCACAGCUAAUUUUAAGGAAGAACUCUGUGCUGGAGAUGUUGAAUAUUUAUAGGUGUUGAUUCUCCAGCAGCUUUUGAACUUGUCAUAGUUAUAGUUCUGCAGUUUUAUUUUGGGUUAUAUAUAUACACGAAAAGGAUGAGCUUCUUAUCUUACCUUUACUACGCCAUACGAUCUCGUGUUGGUACUCGCUGCUCAGCUGAGUUAUUGAAGGAACAUUUCUGUUCCCGUGCUCGAGGAGCUGAGCUGAUCUCUGCUGGUUCUUGGUGAAGUCUGAGAUCCGAUUUGUGGGUACUGUAGAAAAAUUGCAGAUCAUCAUCCUGUUAUCUUGUGCUUUGCCUCGAUAUUUCUUAGCAUAUGGACUUACUAAUUAGUAGCAUCAACUUGGCGACUAUGUAACAUGAUGGCACAUCAUGAAACUAAUGUCUCUGUGCUCUGCAUAGUUAUGAGCAUAGAUUGGACUAUGGACCGGCCGAUCUAUGCAUGCAAUUUCGCCAUCGUUAUUCAA